UGGCUCUCUUACCUGACACCACAAAGACACCACAAGAUGGAAGUCAAUGACAAGUUCUUUGCGCAGGACGAUAUCUUCUGGGAAAACUACCUGAAGGGCCGACCACGAGUACCUGACUCCUUUUUCGACCGCAUUUUCGACUACCACAAGGCCAAGGGCGGACAUUUUGGGACUGUCCACGAUGUUGGCGCCGGCAACGGUCCCUAUGCCCUGCGACUGCGCUCCCGUUUCGACCAUGUUAUCGUAUCCGAUAUCGUGGCGAACAAUAUUGAAUUAGCCCGCCGUCGCCUACAAGGGGAGGAGGGCUUCAGCUUCCGCACGUCCCGGCUGCAAGACGCCGACGAUAUCGCGGCCGGCAGCGUCGAUAUGGUCUUCGCUACCAACGUGAUGCAUUUCGCAGACCCCCAAGACAUCGCCAUGGCCGCUAUCGCGCAUCAAUUGCGACCGGGGGCACUUUUCCGUCAGGGUGGACGGCAGCUCCUUAACAAAGCCAAUGACCCUACUGAGACUGCGCGGGUUAUGCUACGAACGCAGGGAACACGGGGCAUUCAGAGCAUGCUGCCUCUAGACGAUGUCCAUCAAACCACACCUGAACCGAAUUACACGGGACCGGAUGAUGCAGAGAUCUACGAGGACGACGAGGGGUGGAGCUUUGAGACGGACCUGGCGGGGGUGAAGGAGCAUUUUGAGUCUUUCCCGUUCGUGUCGCAGUUUCCCGGUGCCUUCACGGAAAUGUACCGAGAAUUAGACGAUCUUCUCGCGGAUGGGAAACCUGUACAGGGCUAUUUCCCGGUCAAAGUCAUCUUAGCGACGCGCUCUUAG
Aspergillus novofumigatus IBT 16806 is the source of this 822-nucleotide messenger RNA. RefSeq names its product methyltransferase tpcM (gene tpcM). The record is from RefSeq and is a predicted model, not a curated record. Bases 37 to 822 code for a protein of 261 amino acids. The transcript is spliced from 3 exons. Gene Ontology annotation, molecular function: S-adenosylmethionine-dependent methyltransferase activity. Lineage: Eukaryota; Fungi; Ascomycota; Eurotiomycetes; Eurotiales; Aspergillaceae.